GACUUCGCGGACUUGCCCGCGAGAGUACAGUUUCCCAAAGUGCACCGCGGCCAGCUUUUCCUUCCUCUCUCCGCCAUAUUGCAGACCUGGCAUAAUGGUGCGCAUGAAUGUUCUCGCCGAUGCGCUGAAAAGCAUCAACAAUGCCGAGAAACGUGGGAAACGGCAGGUUCUGAUCCGGCCUUGCUCCAAAGUAAUUGUGCGGUUCUUGACGGUCAUGAUGAAGCACGGAUACAUUGGCGAAUUUGAAAUCAUCGACGACCACAGAGCUGGGAAAAUAGUGGUCAACCUCACCGGUAGGCUGAACAAGUGCGGAGUUAUCAGCCCCAGGUUUGACGUCCAGCUGAAGGAUCUGGAGAAGUGGCAGAACAACUUGCUGCCUUCCCGGCAGUUUGGGUACAUUGUGUUGACCACCUCCGCCGGCAUCAUGGACCACGAGGAGGCCCGGAGGAAACACACCGGGGGGAAGAUUCUGGGGUUCUUUUUCUGAACAUGUAGACGCCUGCAAAUAAACACAUUUCCACUGGA
This is a messenger RNA of Anguilla anguilla (European eel), 525 nucleotides long. RefSeq names its product 40S ribosomal protein S15a. Bases 95 to 487 code for a protein of 130 amino acids. Gene Ontology annotation, cellular component: ribosome; cytosolic small ribosomal subunit. Gene Ontology annotation, biological process: translation. NCBI's taxonomy places the organism in Eukaryota, Metazoa, Chordata, Actinopteri, Anguilliformes, Anguillidae. Gene Ontology annotation, molecular function: structural constituent of ribosome. The transcript is spliced from 5 exons. The record is from RefSeq and is a predicted model, not a curated record.